GCUGAACUGGAAAUUACUAGCUUAGAAGCAGCGUUUGAAUGCACCUUUGGCCCCUCUGAAACCCACGUGGCUAAUGAACUACAACAUUGUCUCCUCGUGUCCUCAUUGGUCCGCAGGUGAUUACCGGGAUUGGCUGUCAGUAAGUAGCUUUUACAGAAAGGUAAACAUUUCAGGAAAGUAGGACCUUCUUCUUCAGAGAACCAACACUUCUGAACAACAGAGAGGAGUCGAAAGUGGCCAACGUGAGGAAAUAUGAGCUAAAACGACACUUUGAGCUGUUUAACAUCCCUUUAAAUUAAGUUGCAAGUGUGCGUGAGAGUUUUUGCAGACAUGGUAGAGGUGUUUUCCGGGCGGACUCUCGUGAAUAAAGACGGGGAUUUUGUCGACCCCGAGGAGGCGUUGAGGAACAAAGUGGUGGGAAUCUACUUUUCUGCAGGAUGGUGUCCGCCUUGUCGAGACUUCACACCCAUCCUGUGUGAUUUCUAUACGGAGCUGGUGGAGGAGGGUGAGCCUCCUGCUCAGUUUGAAAUAGUUUUUGUCUCCUCUGACAAGUCGACUGAGGACAUGGUUGAAUAUUAUCAUGAUAUGCACGGAGACUGGCUGGCUCUACCUUGGACGGAUGAUUACAAACACGAGUUGAAGCAGCGCUACAAGAUCACCGCAGUGCCCAAACUGGUGAUAGUGAAGGAGAACGGCGACGUGAUCACAGACAAGGGCAGGAAACAGAUCCGAGACCGAGGCCUGGCCUGCUUCAGGACCUGGCUGGACGCUGCAGAGAUCUUCCAGAACUUUAAGGGUUAGAAAACGACAGCAAAAAAAAUGAGAGAUGAACAAAACCAAAGUAAAAACCUUUCUAUGUUCACUUUAGUUCAUUAAGAUGAUUCUGAAGGGUCACAAGAUGAUUUAAACGGAUAUAAAUGAACAAAUUAUAUUUCUGUUACACAAACUCUUGUUUAUUUAUU
Thunnus maccoyii (southern bluefin tuna) is the source of this 962-nucleotide messenger RNA. RefSeq names its product nucleoredoxin like 2 (gene nxnl2). The record is from RefSeq and is a predicted model, not a curated record. Gene Ontology annotation, biological process: photoreceptor cell maintenance; sensory perception. The coding region runs from base 331 to 801 and encodes 156 amino acids. NCBI's taxonomy places the organism in Eukaryota, Metazoa, Chordata, Actinopteri, Scombriformes, Scombridae. The transcript has 2 exons.